Messenger RNA from Striga asiatica, 2610 nucleotides. The record is from the annotation of a GenBank genome assembly. NCBI's taxonomy places the organism in Eukaryota, Viridiplantae, Streptophyta, Magnoliopsida, Lamiales, Orobanchaceae.
AUGGCGACACCGAGAGAAGAACAUGUAAAUAAAGUAGUAGCGAAGGGUAGAAAGUCAGAAUUUCCCUUUUCCGAAUAUCUUGGCUUCUAUAGUCUUGCAUCGUUAAUCAAUAAGGCACGGCCAACCUGGCUUCGCUUCGUUUGUUGGGUCGACACAAAUUUCCUAAAUCAAGGGGGAGAGCAAAGUGAGACUCGACCUAUUUUCAUGCAUAUCCUGAAGAUGGCUCUCCUUCACUGGGAAGACACGGCCCGGACUCCCCCGGGGGGCAGCAGUGGGGAAUCUUGGACAAUGGGCGAAAGGCGGAAGUUGCUUUGGCGUGUCGAAGGGAAUCAUAUUCCAUUGUUCUUCCCCCCCACCUUCCUUUGUUCUCGAUCGAUCUUGGUGAGAGAAAGGAAUUCACCGAAUGAGCAGGGGGGACACCCAUCUCAUCAAUCCCUUUCGAUGAAGAGUCCUUCCGGUCAUAAUCCUUCCUUGCCUCCCACAACUAGAGGAGAGCAAAGUGAGUCUCGAGAAGGCAAUCGCCGCAUGGCUCUUCCAAUUCGAUCUUCCGAAUGGUCUGGGGUCUUUAGCUGGAAUCCUAUUGACAUCUCUGCCCAUCCCUCUUCCUCCACCUUUGCAGAAAGACUUUAUCUCGGUCUGCAACGACUUUCUAUUAGCCCUUUCUCAAUAUCUAUUUCUUUUCUUGGACUCCACUAUGGCCCAAUGAGUGAUAAACGUCGUCUUUUCCUUAGCGCGGAAUUAGUUCGCUUCCUCAUUCACAUCACAUCAUCACACGCCCUGCCCUACAAUAAGAAGAGAAAGUCGGAGAAGUCAUUAGUCUCUAAGUCAGGUCAAUUACAUCGAGCCUCGAAAUCCAAUUUCGGUAAUCCGAAUCCCGCUCCAAUCCCGAUCGCCUUCAUGCAAGACCAAGACCCUAUAGGGCAGAAAUCCAGUUGCUGCAUUUUGCAGCUAUAUGAGAUGCAAAAAACUGUGAAGGAAACAAACUUUUCGAAGCGAAGUGAAGUCACUGGAGAGGAGAGUUGGAACGUCAGAAGAGCUAAGCCUGAACUAGUCGUCGUCUGCUACAAAGAAGUCGAUCGAUCCAACUUUAGAAGCGAAAACAUCUGUGCGGGGAAAAUCAAACUAUUGGAUUCACGAGACUUACGAGCUGAGAAUCUGAUCCUUUACGGUGAAACCUUCUUUUCCAAAAUUUAUCUAAAGGUGGAUAAUAGGCAGGGAAAUAUACUCUAUUUUCUUUUCGUUGGUGAACAAGCGAGCCAGCUAGUGAUGCGAAAAACCAAUCCUACAGCUAGAAGGGAACUGGAUAACGGAUCAACCCUCACUCCGGAACUUGGCGAACGAAUUUUUGAAAACCUUUCGGAAGUAGGAAGAUUGAGUUUCUUUCUUUCGGAGCAGUUGGGGCGUACGACCGAUCCGGAGAUAGGCCUUGCUUAUCCUGCGCGUACCAAAGAAUUCGUAGAUCUGUUCCGUUACUCCAGUUCCAGUGGUAGAACCAACCUGGUGAACCAAGCGUAUCUGGUCAAGCGAGGAGUGGAAGAAGAAGCUUUUAGGCAGGAGAUCGGUCUAUUCCUUCUCCUUUCGAUUCUGUGGUUUUGCUUCUUUGUUGGUGAUCCAACCCCUUCUGUGCCGGCUGAGAUCGCCUACGGGAUGGGCUCCUCACCAAUCGCCCCAUUCCAUAAUAAAUUCAUCGAAGCCGAGCCCACGCUACUCCCCUUCAGCCAAAGCCCCAAGGCAAUCGCUCAGUUAUUGAAGAUAGGACCACUUCCGCGGAAAGAUUUGUCCAAACAAAGUUCCUUUUUUGAUGGUGAGAAGUUGUUAGGCAGUCAAACUGCAGACUACCAUUUCAUCACCUUGGGAGCAUCCCCGGUUACGGAGUCUGUUGAAUUUAAUAACGAUACCUAUACCCAGACGAAGAUCUGUCCCUGUAACUGCUUCACCAAUCCCACUGCCUUAGCGGAUUCAGUAGCAGUAUUUGAAGUUUCGGAAAACUUCCCGGGAAUCGUUGUGGUGCGAGGGUUUACCCAGGGCUUAUUACCUGUCUUAACCUUAGAAGCGAAUGGUGCUGCUAGUGCCAAUGAAGGAAAGCAGGGGAGCAAAGUGAGACUCAAAGAACGAAGCGAAGCGAAAUUAGGCAACGCCUUGAUUCUUGGAGCAGCAGACAUCUGUCCAUGGCUGGCCGAAUCCCCCUUGUUAAAAAAGUUCAGAAGGAAGUGUAUACCGGUAGGGAUGCAACAAUCCGCCUCUGCAGCAGCAGCUACUCCUUUAGCUGGGUCUAAGACUAUUGAGAUGUUCGAUGAUCACAUGGGCCCUCAGUGUCUUUGGCACAGCUUAUGCAGAUCUAAAGACAUGCCACCACAGCCACCACUGCGCUGUCUACCUCGGCUGACCGCACAGGUCUUUCUGGGCCCUCCUAGAUCCUUGACUCCGGAUCGUCAUACCAGCGCCCUAAUUGGUCAUGGUCGUAAGCGUGGGGGGCUCAAAACCAUGGACUGUCUCCAUCUGCCUUCUUCUGCUACUGGUGAGAGGCUGAAAUCUAAAGUCAAGGAAUGGUCGGGCCAACCAACGAAGAGCUUGAUUACCUCUUUGAAGUCUUUUUCUAUUCUCCGAUAG